Molecule: messenger RNA, 1140 nt
Organism: Eutrema salsugineum
Lineage: Eukaryota; Viridiplantae; Streptophyta; Magnoliopsida; Brassicales; Brassicaceae
Exons: 3
Coding region: 343-747 (134 amino acids)
Source: RefSeq, a predicted model, not a curated record
AAAAAGAAAAACCUAUAAACUCUUGACACCUGUCGCCGAGAGACGUUUCUUCUGUCUCUAAAUUUAGAGACGUUUCUAUCCAAAUAUUUUGUUUUUGAUUUAAUUAAAUCACCUAAAAAUUUAAAAGACUCUAUUUAAAGACUCCAUUGCACAUGCUCUCAUUAGCUUUUGGUUUUAGUUCUUAUUCCUUCUCUCUGUUCUUGAGAGUUUUUUAAUUUUCUCAAAUUUUUUUUCAGAAAAGAAGAAUGGUUGCAAUACUUAGACCACAUUAAGUAAAACGAGAGACUUGAAUCAGUUUCAGUUACAUCUCAUCAUUACAGGUUUGAUUUCUUGGUCCUUUACAUGAAUAAUACUGUGUUUAACACUCUUAGGUCGAUUAUUAUUUGCACAGUUCAUCAAAAGCAGGUUUUGGUUACAAUAAACUUUUCUCUAGAACAAUUGGAACGUGUUUUGGAUACAAGAUCAAACCUGGUGAAGUUUUAUAUUGGACAAAAAACAGAAGAGGGCAACAACUGCUGCAAAAACCGGUUGCAAGAUGAUCACAUCUUCUUGAGUUACUAUGUGUGUUUGUUGCUUGGAACAAUGCAACUUAUGGCAUUGAUUCUCUCCCAGGCUAGGCAAGCUCUUCUCACGCAAAGAAUUGCUUCAGCACUUCAAGCAGCCAUGACCACGUUUUUGCUGGUAUCAUCCUCUCAUCCUCUCUCAACUGAAAGAUAUGCUUCCCAAAGUCCCUAUCAAUCGCCUUAAUGGCAUAAGGGAUAGGUCUUGAGUUAAAGAUGAACGGCGAUGGAAUUUAAGAAGAAGCAAGUUUUCAAUCACAAUUAUUCACCGGAUCUUCAAAGAGGAGUAAAAUUGGCGAAGAAACAGCGGUUUUACUGGAGGAUGUAGUUCUGAUUGGAGUGUUUUCCAUGGAUUAUGCUCUUCAAAUUUCGGUUUUCCGGCGAACUCGACGUCAUCGACGGCGUCUUCUCACCCUCAACCGACAUUCUCUCCUAAGACUUCCACGUGUUAUACACGUGUGUUAAAAUUAUCAACCCUUAUCUCUUGUGGUUUGGGUUAUAAUUGGGUUUAAAUUUGUAAGUUUUGGGCUUUCAAAACUGCUGUAAUUUGCUCAUAUAUGGGCUUUCGUUAUAAAACGAA